Messenger RNA from Penicillium salamii, 1410 nucleotides. The record is from the annotation of a GenBank genome assembly. NCBI's taxonomy places the organism in Eukaryota, Fungi, Ascomycota, Eurotiomycetes, Eurotiales, Aspergillaceae.
AUGUUUACCCUGUCCGAUGCGGAGCUACAGCCCCAAAUGGCUUUCAACAAGAAAUAUGCCGGUCUGCCGGACCUAGAUCCCUCCCCGGAUAUCUACGAAACCCCCGACCUGACCGAUGAAGCAUCAACCCUCCCCGCGGGUACUAUCCGCACCGAAUCCGACCAUGAUGACUCUAGCUCAGACAUUGACCGCGAGGGAGUCAACGCAGACCAGGCGCGUAUGCACUUCAUGGGUGCGGCCGUGGACGCCCGCGAUGUCAAUUUCUCUGAUAGUAUCUCGAUGAAACGUCAGGCAUAUCGGAGCAAGAGUAUCAGUCGUCGUCGGAGACGCGCCGACGGGACAGAAGAGGUCGGUGACCUGAGUGACAGCGAGGACGAAUCCGUGGAGCGAAGACUGGCCCGUUUGCGAAGGGAAGUUGAAGCCCUCAAAGUGGAGAUGGCCACACAGAAACCUGAGGGCGACAAGUCGCAGAACGCCACUGAUAAAUCUGAGAAUUUGGGCGAUGGUGUUGCUGAGUUGAGCCGCGCCUUGGACAACUUACACGCCUCCCGAGGUGAUACACCGUCACACUCGGCUGCCGCAUUGUUAUCCCAGAAACUUGGAGCUCAAGCCACCCCAGAAGAAAAGACACAAGCUUCAGGUGCACAGAAUGUUCCCCCGGCAGUACCGGUCCAGCCUGUCCCUGCAGGAAUUCUCUCCCAUGCGGCAGCUUUCGACAGCCGCCUAGCUCUCAUCGAGAGCUCCAUAGGCAUCUCCAACUCUUCAAACCCAUUUGUUGCCGACGGCAUCAGCGAGACAACACCACACCCAGUCAUCCCAGCUUUGGAUCAACUCACCUCCCGGCUCUCCGCCCUAACCGGUCUUUUAGUGGGCACAAAUCCAUCUUCAGGCACGCCGAGCGGACCGGGAAUGACCACUCCGCACCUCGAAGCUCUUUCCACUCGCGUGCGGAAGUUGACAGCAGACGCAGAAGCCCUGACAGCGGCUCGCAGAAAGGCAUUUGAUGCCGCGAAGGCUGCACACAAUGCCCGCCUGGCAAGUUCCGACGCUGACACAUCUGCACUGGAAGCUUCUGCAGACGAGGAACACACAGCUAAGAUUCAAGCCCUCUAUGCUACUCUACCGACUAUUCAAUCUUUACAUCCAUUGCUUCCCAGCGUUCUGGAGCGUCUGCGCUCUCUCCGAGCUUGCCACGCCGGUGCAGCCCAUGCCGCUGAAUCACUCGAUGAGUUGGAGAAACGCCAGGCUGAGAUGGCAUCGGAGAUUGGGCAGUGGCGUGAAGGGUUGACCAAUGUAGAAGAGAAAAUGCGACAGGGUGAAGCUGCUCUGCGCUCAAAUGUCGAGACCGUUGAGCCAUGGGUGAGGGAUUUGGAAUCUCGCCUGGGACGUCUUGAAGCACCCGGACUCUGA